AUGGUGAGAGAUAGAUCGAAUGGAAAGACGGAACUGGUUAAUUAUGCCAAGGAGAACAAAACAUUUUUGAAGACCGCAUCCGCACUAAAUGUCGCAUUCCUCAUUUCCGCUCUGGGUGACAGAUUAUGGAUGUUCGCCAUUGGUCUGUUUCUGCACCAACUCGGAGGCAUCACAUGGAUCGCUAUUCAUCAGCUGAUGGACUCGCUAUCCAAGCUGGUGCUCACUCCAGUACUGGGAUCCUUGCUGGACAAAACGAAUAGGAACAGAGGAAUGCAGGCAGUGCUUUUUGUAAACAACGUGACAAUAUCCCUUUCGGCACUAAUAUUCUUCUUCAAUUUAUCGGAAGCUCACCAAUCCGAGGGACAUUCCAAAACAGUCUAUCUUCUUCUUGCCAUAUUGUUUGGUUCAAUUUCUCGAGUUGCAUCUGAAGCUCAGAAAACUGCGUUUACUAAAGACUGGAUAGUGGUGGUGAUAUCUGGGACAAAAGGAGCUCGUUUAUCCACACAAAAUGCCGCAAUGACGGUAAUUGAUCAGGCUUCCGCACUUUUGAGCCCAAUCAUUGCUGGAGUUAUGCUUGAUUCUAUGACAAAGGCCUGGUGCUGCAUUGUCAUCAUCGCUUGGAAUAUUAUCUCAUGGAGUGUCGAGGGUUCGCUGCUACUGUGGAUUUACAGAAGAAUUCCAGCACUUUCGCAAAGAUCCGUGGAUGCGCAGAGAUCCCGCAGCCAAUCAUCAACGAAAGACUCAUACAAGGAACGAACUACUUCACCUCUGGCCGCAUAUUCUGCCUAUUGGCGCCAGAGCGCCUUCCGCGCAGCCUUCGGUUUGGCUCUGCUGUACAUGACAGUGCUUGGAUUCGAUAAUCUGGCCUUAUCCUACGGGGCUUCGCAGGGCAUGUCCGCCUCCACUCUCGGACUCUUCCGCUCUAUCGGAUCUCUUCUUGGACUGCUCGGAGCCCUUUCGUACACCGGUCUAGAGCGUUCACUAGGUCUCCUUUGGACAGGCUUAAUCGGAUUACUGCUCCAAAAUCUCUUCUUGAACCUCUGCACAGUUUCGAUCACAUUACCAGGAAGCCCUUUCGAUGCCACCGGCUACUUCUCCUCGCUCACCACAACGAAAUGGAUUGAGGGCGUAAGGUCGAAGGUUGUUGGUGGUUUGAAUGCUACCGAAGACGUCCCUCCUCUUCCAUUUUCGCAGCUGAGCCCUUCGAUCAUAGUUUUCUUCUUCGGAAUCACUCUAGCACGAUUCGGCCUCUGGAUUGCGGACCCAUCUAUCACCCAGAUUAUGCAGGAAACCAUUCCGGAGAGAGAGCGGUACUCAGUAUUCGGGGUACAGACGAGCAUUUGCGAGCUAUUCUCGGUUCUCAAAGAUUUGAUGGUUAUCGCUCUUCCGGAGACGCGUAGUUUCGGAGUUUUAAUUAUCAUAUCUUGUACAUUCGUGUUCACCGGUUUCAUUUUCUACUUCUCAUACUUCAUCAAGAGCACGUGCGCUAGAUCCCGAUGUCGAUCUGGAGGAACGGAACUGAAUGACAUGAAGCAACCAGAACAAGAACAACUGGUAAAGAACCACUCAGCAGUUGAUACGAGUCCUUCCGAUGACUGAUAGGAAUCUGUAAGAGUACUUAGUAUUGAGCACUAACCGAUUGUCUGUGAGUUCUAUGGGUAAUUUUGAUCACUUACAAUUUGCAAUCAUUGUACGACCUCAAGACUAGAUUUUUUUUGAUUUUGUCAUUACCUUAUACCUACUUUGAAACUUCCAUUUUAUCAAUGUCAUUCAGCGAUUUGCUUGUUGCUCAACAUUCUAGAGGCCUUCUCAUUGUUGCAACAAUUUACUGGUGUUACUGUGUAUUUUGAGAUUUCAAUCAUGUGUAAAAAAG
Messenger RNA from Cylicocyclus nassatus, 1873 nucleotides. Lineage: Eukaryota; Metazoa; Nematoda; Chromadorea; Rhabditida; Strongylidae. The record is from the annotation of a GenBank genome assembly.